AUGGCGGGCCAAAUCACACAGGGCGCUCUAGACGCCAUGUUCAAUGACCCCGAUCGCGCCCAACAACAAUUCCCCGUCCCGAUCCUUCAAUGUCUCCAGAUCAAGACCCUCGACUCCAAGAACGGAGGCGCGGGCGCCACUGAGAGGUUCCGCAUUGUACUGAGCGAUCUCAAGAACUAUGUCCAGUGUAUGAUGGCCACGCAAACAAACCAUCUCGUCCACGAUGGUCUAUUGCAACGCGGCUGUAUCGUGCGCUUGAAGCAGUAUCAGGCUCAAUGCCUCAAGGGCAAAAACAUCCUGAUUGUCCUCGAUCUCGAAGUAAUCCAGUCCCUCGGCUGUCCCGAAAAGAUGGGCGACCCGCAGCCUCUUGGCCCCCGGGGUGCAGAACCAACGCAUAACCCCAAUCUCGGCAGCACCGGCUUCUACGGCGUCAAGAACGAGCAGACCCAAGACACGAAACCGCAGUUUCCGCGCCAGGCGCCUUCGCGCAACACCAGCGGCGGUCAAGGAUCAAACACGAUAUACCCUAUCGAAGGUCUCUCGCCCUUCUCGCACAAAUGGACCAUCAAGGCUAGAGUCACCUCCAAGUCCGAUAUCAAGACCUGGCACAAGCCUAGCGGCGAGGGCAAACUCUUCAGCGUCAACUUCCUCGACGAGAGCGGCGAAAUUAGGGCAACUGGCUUCAACGAGCAAGUCGACCAGUUCUACGAUCUGCUACAGGAGGGUCAGGUUUAUUACAUAUCCACUCCUUGCAGGGUGCAACUUGCCAAGAAGCAGUUUUCGAACCUGCCCAACGACUACGAGCUUACCUUUGAGCGAGAUACUCAGAUCGAGAAGGCCGAAGACCAGACCUCAGUGCCACAGGUACGCUUCAACUUUGUCAACAUUCAGGAGCUCCAGGAUGUCGAGAAGGAUGCAACCAUCGAUGUGAUUGGCGUGCUUAAGGAGGUCCAAGAGGUGACCCAGAUUGUGUCCAAGACCACGCAGAAGCCUUACGACAAGCGCGAGCUGACCCUCGUUGACAACACUGGGUACUCUGUACGCUGCACCAUCUGGGGAAAGACGGCUACAAACUUUGAUGCCCAGCCCGAAUCCAUUGUGGCCAUGAAGGGCACAAAGGUCAGCGAUUUUGGUGGGCGCAGCUUGUCGCUGCUCUCGUCCGGCACCAUGGCCAUCGACCCGGAUAUCCCAGAGGCCCACCACCUCAAGGGCUGGUAUGAUAGCAGCGGCAGAAACAACACCUUCGCCACGCAUAACAACAUGGCCACCUUGGGUGGUGCGACAGGCCGCAAAGAUGACACCAAGACCAUCUCACAAGUGAAGGAAGAGAACCUCGGCACAGGCGAGAUGCCGGAUUAUUUCUCUCUCAAGGCAACGGUUGUGUACAUCAAGCAGGACAACUUUGCGUAUCCUGGCUGCCGCAGCGAAGGCUGUAACAGAAAGGUCACGGAUAUGGGCGAUGGUACUUGGCGCUGCGAGAAAUGCCAAGUUAACCAUGAUAGACCUCAGUACCGUUACAUUAUGAGUGUCAACGUCAACGAUCACACAGGCCAACUUUGGCUUAGCUGCUUCGAUGAUACGGCGCGGAUUAUCAUGGGCAAGUCGGCCGAUGAGCUUAUAGAGAUGCGCGAGAACGACGAGACGCGGUUGGCCGCAGAGUUUGAGCAGGCCAACUGCCGCAAGUUGAACUUUAGAUGCAGGGCGAAGAUGGACACAUUUGGCGAACAGCAGAGGGUUCGAUACCAGGUCAUGAGCGCGGCGCCGCUUGAUUACAAGAUGGAAGGAAACAAGCUUAACGAGCUCAUCAACGCUUAUAGCCAAAUGGGUAUGUAG
Sordaria macrospora k-hell is the source of this 1833-nucleotide messenger RNA. RefSeq lists its product as uncharacterized. NCBI's taxonomy places the organism in Eukaryota, Fungi, Ascomycota, Sordariomycetes, Sordariales, Sordariaceae. Gene Ontology annotation, biological process: double-strand break repair via homologous recombination; nucleotide-excision repair; DNA replication. Gene Ontology annotation, molecular function: single-stranded telomeric DNA binding; damaged DNA binding. Gene Ontology annotation, cellular component: nucleus; DNA replication factor A complex. The record is from RefSeq and is a predicted model, not a curated record.